Quercus lobata is the source of this 1444-nucleotide messenger RNA. RefSeq lists its product as uncharacterized. Lineage: Eukaryota; Viridiplantae; Streptophyta; Magnoliopsida; Fagales; Fagaceae. The transcript has a single exon. The record is from RefSeq and is a predicted model, not a curated record. Bases 115 to 993 code for a protein of 292 amino acids. Gene Ontology annotation, molecular function: DNA binding.
CAUUUUACAUAUCGCUCCAAGAAAUUAGUCUCUUAGAUUAGAAACAAUUCUCACCGCUCCAAGAAACUCUCUUCUCUUCUGAGAAAAAAACUUCUCUUUCUUUUCACAGAAUCCAUGAUGGGGGACAGAAAAGAAGGAAAUAUGGGCAAAGGCUCAAAGGCAAGCACGUCCAAAGAGGAAUUCAAUUACGCGGAUGAACUGGAAGUGGCUCAGGUACUUGUUUCUCUAAAUGAAUCCAUGAUGAUGAGGGAUAGAGAAGAAGAAAAUAUGGGUAAAGGCUCAAAGGCAAACACGUCCAAAGUGGAAUUCAACGAGAAAGAACCGCAAGUGGCUUCGAAACUUUUUGCUCCAAGUCUCGAGGAACAGUUACGGGAUCAUCAUGAUCAUGAGGAUAGUGCUACGACUUCGGAGCCACUGAACAAGAAUAAGAUAAGAAAGUGUGUACUUGAUAAAGCCCGUAGAGCAAGAGAUAAAGAAAGCAGCUUGAGUCAGAAAUUUUCGACUUUGGAAGAGACCGAGAAAAGAAAGAUUUUCUCCACAAUUUUUGACCACGAGCCCGAAAAGAUGCCACCAGUGCCGGAACAUAUUGCCAUGUUAAUCAAGGAUGGGCAGUGCUCUACACCUUUUUUUAAACAGUUGCAAGUACAUGAAUUCACCGCUGCUACUCUUCUCUUGAGCAAACCAGUUGUAGAAACCGGCCUCUUCCCAUUGUUGAAUAAGGAAGAGAAAAAUGCUCCCGGUGGAAUUCCGGUCACGGCGUAUGAUGAAAAAGGCGAGGCGUUUCCGAUGAGGUUCAAGAGGAGAACAGGCAAGAACGACUAUACGCUUUGUGAAGGGUGGAAAGAAUUCAGUAUAGAACAUGAACUACGAAAGUUUCAAGAUUUUGUUACGUUGUGGAUGUUCCGCAAUAAAGAAACGGACGGGCUUUGCUUUGUUGUCUCUUAUAGAAGAUUUGAAAACGUGGAUUGUCACGUGCCUCGGAAGACUGGCUAAGAUUCAUGCAUGCAUGCAAGAACCAAGAAGGCUUCUUUGUGAGUUUACUGACAGUCUUUUUUGGUUUGAUUCUUCAUAGUCGUGAUCGUUUUCUUGGUUUCUUAGGCGUUGGCUUUUAGUAUAUCGAAUCUCAAAAGCUAUAGUUAGUAAUUCUUUGCCUUUGGCAGUAGGAAUUAGUGUGCUUAAUUACAUGUUACAGGGACAGUCUUUUUAGUUUGAUCUUCAUGCUAGUAGUGAUAGUUUUCUUCGUUUUCUUAGGCGUUGGCUUUUGCUAGUCAGUAAUUCUUUGCCUUUGGCAGUAGGAAUUAGUAGGCAUAAAUGUUCAUAUUGUAGGCAAUGGUAGAUUUUGCAACAGUCUUGCGGGAAAAUACAUAUUGCCACAGUCUGUAAGAUGUAAUAUUCGCAAUAACAAUGACCCUCUGUAAGAUGUAAAGUUCAGAUUCUCAAUUGU